Messenger RNA from Anopheles merus, 2179 nucleotides. Its product is annotated as fatty acyl-CoA reductase wat-like. Gene Ontology annotation, molecular function: alcohol-forming very long-chain fatty acyl-CoA reductase (NADP+) activity. The record is from RefSeq and is a predicted model, not a curated record. Bases 270 to 1988 code for a protein of 572 amino acids. Gene Ontology annotation, biological process: long-chain fatty-acyl-CoA metabolic process. Gene Ontology annotation, cellular component: peroxisome. Lineage: Eukaryota; Metazoa; Arthropoda; Insecta; Diptera; Culicidae. The transcript is spliced from 7 exons.
CGGAAGUAGAUACGGAUAGGCGUCGCUCCACUUGGUCCUAGUAGGCAUCAUCGCCGUGUCCUAGCGACAUCCUGGAGUGAGACAACAAGCACAGUUCAAACACAUAUUCAAGCCCCCUUUCUCUGUGUGCGUGAGUGUCUGUUUGAAGGGUUUCCUAAGCAGCUGCGGAAAGUUCCCAUCCGUCAUUAUCAAUAUUGCAUGGGCCCGUGCUUUGCAUGUAAACUUCCUGCCACGGGGUAGGCCUGUCUCACACACAUACAUACAACGACAUGCACACAUACGUCCCAAAUCCACACAAAGGACCACAGCAUAAUCAGGGGGCAAUUCUUUACGAGCCUCGCCAGCCGCAUCAGUCGCCGUCCAGUGCUGGUGGUUGUAAGAUGGCCGCCAAAGGUAAUUCCGCCGACGUGAACGCCCCCGAGCUGAACCGUGUGUUGAGUUUUUAUCGCGAUUCCACUAUCCUGCUGACGGGCGGGACAGGAUUUCUCGGCAAGGUGCUGCUCGAGAAGAUACUGCGCUGCCUCGGUGUGCGGAAAGUGUUUCUAGCGGUGCGGAUUAAGGAUGGCCGCAAGCCGGCCGAACGAUUGCAGGAACUGCUCAAGGAUGCGCUGUUCGAUAGGCUGCGGCAGGACGCCACCGUCGAGCAGCUGCUCGAACGUGUCGAACCGGUCGAAAUUUCGCUUGAAGCGGGGGAUGGGACCGGACUGGGAAUGGAUGCAGCGACCGAAACCCGCCUACUCCAACAGACGGACGUCAUCUUCAAUGUGCUAGCGUCGGUGAAGUUUAACGAAAGCAUUAAGAAUGCCGUCGACACGAAUGUCGGUGGUACGCGUCGAGUGUUGCAGCUGGCGCGUCGCAUGCAACGGCUAAAAGCGGUCGUGCACGUGUCCACCCUGUACUCGAACUGCGACCGGACACACAUCCGCGAGCGUGUGUACGAUGAUACGCUGCUACGACCGGAAGCCGUACUAAAUCUGUCGAAACUGCUGUCAGCGAACGAGAUGGACGGGCUGCAACACUGUCUGCUCGGCUCGCUGCCCAACACGUACACGUACAGCAAAAAGUGUGCCGAGUCGCUGAUCCAGCAGCACUUUUCCGACUUGCCAGUUGGCAUUUUUCGACCUCCAAUAGUCCUCUCAACGUACCGCGAACCGAUCGCGGGCUGGACGGACAAUCUGAACGGUCCGGCCGGACUGUGCCUGUGGACGGUGAAGGGUUACGUGCGCGUCAUCCACGGCAAUGGGCGCAAAAAGGCAAAUCUCGUCCCGGUGGACUACUGCGUGAAUGCGCUGCUGGUGGCGGGCUUUGAUGUGGCCGACCGAUCGAUGGCGCGAGGGGCAGCUCCGGACAGUCGGACAGGCUGGGAAACGCUGCAACCGGUGCCGGUGUACAACUAUCUGUACGACCGGCCCAAUCUUACGUGGGGCCGGUACAUGGGCACGGUGUCGAUGGGAUUUGACGGCUGGAUCAAGCGACUCUGCUGGCCUCAUUCGUACACAAUCGUCCCGAACAGGGCCCUGUUCCGGGUGCUUUCCCUCUGCUGCCAUACCGUACCGGCCUGGCUGCUGGAUUUUGUACGUCAGCUGCGCGGAAAACGGCCCCUCUACCGGCGAAUGGCAGCCAAGACGAACCGAUUCCUCGAAACGAUGGCCUACUUCGGGCUGCGGGAGUGGCAAAUAGCGAACGAAAACGUGGUCCGCUUGCGGACGCUGCUGACGCCCACCGAAGCGUCCCUGCUCGAGUUCGAUCUGUCCACCGUCGACUGGGACGAGUACUUCCAGGCCUACAUACCCGGCAUACGGCGCUACUACUUGGGCGAGCUGCCGGCUGCCCGGGACCGCACCAAACCGGGCCAACCGCUGGCCUGGAAUCGAAGGAUACAGUUUCUGUGCCGACUGUUGCACCGGCUGAUGUGGGUUUUGAUCUGCUUAAAGUUGGGCCACCGGCUGUACGUGCGGCGCAAUUUAUUUUCGAUUUUGAUCGCAUAACGACGCAACCAGUCAGGCAGGCAGGCAGGCAGGCAGGCGGGCUGGCAGGACUCACGUGACCUCGGGAUGCCGUGUGGACGAAGAUGAUGCUGUCGACGGUGUCGAGGGAGUACAUACAAGCUGUGGACAGAAAUUGUUCAUCGAGUGAAUAGAUAUGGACGGUUGCUAGAAAUAAAAAAGGAAUGAAUAGA